AUGAGUCAUCCGUAUUUCACGUCGUCGGUUGUUCAUGGAUAUGGUACCCCGCACACAACUGGCAUGCCUUUCACUGCUUCGAUGUCGAAUGAACCUGCAACUCCGACUUUUGUCCCGGAGACUCAACUUUCCGACCGUGAAUCCCCAAUUGGGGUGGUCAAUUUAGAAAAGGCGAUUUCAAAUGCUGAGGGUAUAAGAAAGCGUUCAAGUUGGACAAAGGUUGAAGACGAGGUCUUAGCGAGAAGUUUUGUCACUAUCAGUGAUAAUCCAAUAAUCGGCAAUGAUCAAAAGGCGGAUGCUUUUUGGGGACAGGUUGCAAGCUACUACAAUGAGAAUCUUCCCUUGUGUUCAAACACCAGAAAUGCAAAUGUUAUACGUGAUGAAGAUAUAUUGAGGUUUGCGUACGAAAAAUAUCUAUCCGAAAAUAAUGGUGUUGCAUUCAAUCUCGAACAUAUAUGGAGAAUUGUCAAAGACCGUCCAAUGUUUACUCCACAGUCCGCUGAUCACUUUGUGGCCACAAAGAAGACGAGGACCUUAGAGUCGGGAGCAAGCAACACCUCCUCCAACCAAGAUGCAGCAAAAAGAAAGGGAAAAGACAAAGUAAAAUUGACCAUGGAGGAUUUGACAGUAAAUUACAACAAUAUUAUUACAAAGUUCACUGAGUACACAAGCGUGAAGAAGUCCGAAGUCGAUUUGAAACAAAAACAACUCGAAGUAGAGGAGAUUAAGGCAAAAGCUGCAUUGUCCAAAUCUGAAGCUAAGAAUCGUCGCUUGAAGUUGAAGGAGUACGAAAUAUUGAACAAAGACACCUCGUAG
Zingiber officinale is the source of this 816-nucleotide messenger RNA. RefSeq lists its product as uncharacterized. Lineage: Eukaryota; Viridiplantae; Streptophyta; Magnoliopsida; Zingiberales; Zingiberaceae. The transcript is spliced from 3 exons. The record is from RefSeq and is a predicted model, not a curated record. Bases 1 to 816 code for a protein of 271 amino acids.